AUGUCGAGUAGUUCCGAGCGUACAGUAACCACCAUCUCCUCCCCAAAUAAUUCCAACUCCCUGACGAGUGCGCACCACUUUGUGUCACUCAAGCUCACGCACAGGAACUACUUAUACUGGCGAACGCAGGUGAUCCCGUUUCUUCGGGGUCAAGGCUUGUUAGGCUUUGUAAAUGGCACGCGGUCACAGCCAUCGCCAUUCUUGGAGAUUCCCGCCGGCGACACAUCAAGUGAUGCCGUAUCCACAACGGAGAAUCCGGCCUACGCCACAUGGGUGCAACAGGAUGCAUCCAUUCUCUCCCUGUUGAUCUCCUCCCUAUCUGAGGAGGUGAUGUAUCUCGCGCUCAGGCAAACCACCGCACGUGGUGUCUGGACAGCCACAGAGACAGCUUUGGGGUCAUCAACGUAG
Messenger RNA from Ipomoea nil (Japanese morning glory), 408 nucleotides. RefSeq lists its product as uncharacterized. NCBI's taxonomy places the organism in Eukaryota, Viridiplantae, Streptophyta, Magnoliopsida, Solanales, Convolvulaceae. The record is from RefSeq and is a predicted model, not a curated record. The coding region runs from base 1 to 408 and encodes 135 amino acids. The transcript has a single exon.